Molecule: messenger RNA, 398 nt
Organism: Drosophila takahashii
Lineage: Eukaryota; Metazoa; Arthropoda; Insecta; Diptera; Drosophilidae
Source: RefSeq, a predicted model, not a curated record
CAAAUCAUUUUGGUUUUAUUAUUUGUAUAUCAAAUAUAAAUUCUUAAAAUAUGCCUCCUUUUUCCGCCUGUUCCAUAUGCAAGGGAAGGACCCGAAAGAUGGUCAAGGACCCCCGCACCUUGAAGCAAAUCUACGUGUGUCCGAGUUGCUUCAAGAGCCAGGUUCAAAAAGAAGAAUCGGAUAAUUUAAAGAGAAAUGGACAGGCAAAACUUAUUCUGAAUGAAAAUCACAAGACCGCCGAGAAAGUCAAGUCUCUUCCCAGAAUUGAUGAUAAUAAGAAAAUAAAGGAUCCUCAUAAAGUAAUACAAAUGAACAAAAUCACGCCUCCAGUUAUGCAAACUGUGAUAAUUAAGAAUCGAAAAUAUGUGGCCAUCAGUGAGACAGCCGAUGACGAGUAA